Physeter macrocephalus (sperm whale) is the source of this 4323-nucleotide messenger RNA. RefSeq names its product poly(A) polymerase beta (gene PAPOLB). The record is from RefSeq and is a predicted model, not a curated record. NCBI's taxonomy places the organism in Eukaryota, Metazoa, Chordata, Mammalia, Artiodactyla, Physeteridae. Bases 154 to 2082 code for a protein of 642 amino acids. Gene Ontology annotation, molecular function: RNA binding; poly(A) RNA polymerase activity. Gene Ontology annotation, cellular component: nucleus. The transcript has a single exon.
CGGACAGGUGCUUGAAGCGGCGGGAGCGGAGCGGGAGCGGGUCGGACCUGGGCUGGUAGGAGCCCCGCCCCUCCCGCCUCAGCGGAUCAUGACCCGGGCGGCCGCGGAGGUCGCGGUGGCGGGGGACGCGGCGUGGCGGGGCCAGCGCUAGAGAUGAUGCCGUUUCCGGUGACCACCCCGGGAUCACAACAGACCCCGCCGCCGCCCAAGCACUAUGGCAUCUCCAACCCCAUCAGUUUAGCAGCCCCCAGGGAGACUGACUGCAUACUUACCCAGAAAUUAAUUGAAACCCUGAAGCCCUUUGGGGUUUUUGAAGAGGAAGAGGAACUACAGCGCAGGAUUUUAAUUUUGGAGAAAUUAAAUAACCUGGUAAAGGAAUGGAUACGAGAAAUCAGUGAAAGCAAGAGUCUUCCACAAGCUGUAAUAGAAAACGUUGGAGGGAAAAUCUUUACAUUCGGUUCUUAUAGAUUAGGGGUGCAUACGAAAGGUGCAGAUAUCGACGCGUUGUGCGUGGCACCCAGACAUGUUGAUCGAAGUGAUUUUUUCACCUCCUUCUAUGGUAAAUUGAAACUACAUGAAGAAGUAAAGGAUUUAAGGGCUGUUGAAGAGGCAUUUGUACCAGUUAUCAAACUGUGUUUUGAUGGGAUAGAGAUUGAUAUUUUGUUUGCAAGAUUAGCACUGCAGACUAUUCCGGAAGAUUUGGACCUAAGAGAUGACAGUCUGCUUAAAAAUUUAGAUAUUAGAUGCAUAAGAAGUCUUAAUGGUUGCCGGGUAACCGAUGAGAUUUUACAUCUAGUACCGAACAUUGACAACUUCAGAUUAACUCUGAGAGCCAUCAAGUUGUGGGCCAAAUGCCACAAUAUCUAUUCCAAUAUAUUAGGUUUCCUAGGAGGUGUUUCCUGGGCGAUGCUAGUAGCAAGAACUUGCCAGCUUUAUCCAAAUGCAAUAGCAUCAACUCUUGUACGUAAAUUUUUCUUGGUGUUUUCUGAAUGGGAAUGGCCAAAUCCAGUGCUACUGAAAGAGCCCGAAGAACGGAAUCUUAAUUUGCCUGUCUGGGACCCAAGAGUAAAUCCCAGCGAUAGGUACCAUCUCAUGCCUAUAAUUACACCAGCGUACCCACAGCAGAACUCCACGUACAACGUGUCUGUUUCAACAAGGAUGGUCAUGAUUGAGGAGUUUAAGCAAGGGCUUGCUAUCACGCAUGAGAUUUUGCUGAGUAAGGCAGAGUGGUCCAAACUUUUUGAAGCUCCGAGCUUCUUUCAAAAGUACAAGCAUUAUAUUGUACUUCUAGCAAGCGCGCCAACCGAAAAACAACAUCUAGAAUGGGUGGGCUUGGUGGAAUCAAAAAUCCGAAUCCUGGUUGGAAGCUUGGAGAAGAAUGAAUUUAUUACACUGGCACAUGUGAAUCCUCAGUCGUUUCCAGCACCCAAGGAAAAUCCUGACAGGGAAGAAUUUCGUACAAUGUGGGUGAUUGGGUUAGUGUUAAAAAAGCCAGAAGACGCUGACGUUCUCAGUAUUGAUCUCACCUAUGAUAUCCAGUCUUUCACAGAUACAGUUUAUAGGCAAGCGAUAAAUAGUAAGAUGUUUGAGAUGGAUAUGAAAAUUGCUGCAAUGCAUUUGAGAAGGAAGGAACUUCAUCAACUACUACCUAAUCACGUGCUUCAGAGAAAGAAAACACACUCGAUGGAAGGUGUCAGACUGACAGCUUUGGAUGGCGGCAGCCUCGACUUGUCUGUAAACAGUGAAGACAGCACGUCUGUGUCUUCACUUCCUGGCUGUAUGAAGACUGGCCCAGUGACUGGCAGUGCUCAGGGCAGAAACAUUCCUUCCCCGGCUGUGGUGGCAGCGUCUGUGACCAGCGUACAGGUUCCUGAAGUUUCCUUGCAACAAGCAAAUCCCAGCGACAGCCCAGGGGGCACGUCCAGCGAAAGCAUCCCUCAGACUGCCCCACAACCAACUAUUUCUCCACCACCGAAGCCCAUGGUCACCAGAGUUGUUUCCUCAACACGUCUGGUCAGCCAUCCACCCAGGCCUUCAGGGAGCGCAGCAGCAAACAUAGCUAAUCCUAUCAUAGGAGUCUAGAGGACAUUGUCACAUCACAAAGAAGAAAGGACCAAGGAAACCAAAACAGAAGAGGAACGGAACGGUCUUAUAAAGAGACAGGUGCGGCUCAAUUGGAAACUAUUCAGACAGCAGCCUCUCUGUUGGCCUCAUGGGGAACAUCCAGUGCAGACCUUCCCAGUAUCCCUGCAAAUCUUACGCCUAUUAUCAAGAAAUCAGUAAAACAGAUUGAACUGAGGAAAACAACCUCAAGGGUCCAUAAACAGUAUCUGCCAGCUCAGCCUGCUGUCUUCAAAUGCUAAAGGAGAAGAAUGAAGGGUACCAAACUAGAUAUGGUUCAGAAUAGCUUUGUUAGGCUUAUUUGAUGAGUUCCUUUAUUGGGCUAAUCUUGAUCAGAAGUCCAGGUUAGUAUGUGAAGCCAGAAGUACUGUUAAUUAAUGUGUCAGAUUAUUUAUGUGUCAGCCGCAGUUAAACGCUAACUGUUUCAAAGGACUCCUGCCCUUAAAGAGGAAAAAGAGAGAAAAACACCCCUCCAGCUAUGUUUGUACCCAUGACUGACAUCGGGACUGGAUUGAUGUUUGAUGCAUUGUUGGGGAAAGUUUGCAGCACAAACUGGUAUCAGAAUUCCUUACGCUGAUGAUGCACUUUAUAUUUUUAUUAGACAGUAGAACAAAUUUUAGAUUUUUCAGCUUGAUGAAUUUCAGUUUUUUCCUGAAGGGUGUUCUUCAUUACUGAUCUUCAGAUUGGUUACCAUUGUGCAGUGGUGUACUGUACUUCAGAAAAAGCAUAAAGUACAUCUAGCUCAGUUCCUGUGAGAUAGCUAUAACCCUUUAAAAUGAAAUGUCAACUCUUAGGGUAUAUAUUUGGCAUUGAAACAGUAAUUAGUAAGUGUCUGGUUUUGAUGGGACAGGAUCAAGAAAUGAUUGGUUUUAUCUGAAGAACUGUUUCAGAGUGCAUACAAUCAGCCGUCAAACAGCAGAUACUGUCUUGAGCUAACAAAGCUCCAUAUUCUCUUGUCCUUAAUCAUUUGCCCUAAAAGAAAAAAAGCUUUUUGUGUCCCCUGCCCCCGCCGCCUUCUCUUUGCUUGUGUGCGCAAGGUAUGCUUAUAUAUCGUUUCACAGAAAACUCAGUAUGCUAGUAUUUUCUUAACCAUGAUGUGAAACCAACGGUCCUGUGGCCACAUGGCUAAUAUUUUAGUAAAGCUUUACUAAAAGUAAUUCCUGUGAAGCAUGUUAUCCAUCUUGGAUGGCCAUUUGGUCUCCACGUAAGAGAAGAUUUGUAUACUCCACAGAAUACCUGCUUAUAGUAAAGUUAAUUUCUAAUUUAAACGUGUAAGCAAAACAUUUUCUCCAGAAGUUUAAACCAAUUUUUAUUUGUAAAUGACUUCCUAAAAUUCAUCAGUAAAAUUUACAUGUAGAAACAUCAGAAAUUUCUAGCAAGCACUUGACAUCUAGUCAGCUUUCUACUCUUUUGUUUUAUCCUGCAAAAAAUUCGGAACAAUAACCUUUCUUUAAAAAAAAAAAAAAGACAGCUCAUCAUUAAGCAGCAGAACAUUCAUGUUUCUCAACAGUUGUAGGUGAAUGAAAACUUAGUCUCUCUUAAUCUGGACACAGCAAACCUAACAGGUUUUCCAAAUAGCCUGAUUCUGAUUCUUCCUAUCCCCCAACAGUGUUCCUUUCUACCACAUGUGCGUUUUUCAUGUUAAACUGCAGCUUCUUAAACCCUUUCCCUAUCCUUUAAAAUAAUUUCCCCCAAAGUUGGAAUAUAGUCAUUUCCGUUGUGGGCUGUGCAGUAAUUGAGACUCUCUGUUCACCAUGACUUUCUGACGCCGAGUACACAGUGUUCCCGCUACCUGUGCAGCCCCCUUCCACCACAAUAAAAUCAGGUGAAGUGUGUACUGUACCUGUGUAUUUUGAAUAGCUAUUGUGUCAUUGAAAUUGCCACGCACAAAUUUAGUCUUGUCAUUUUGUUCACACAUUGGGGAAAAAUUAGUUUAGUAAAUGUUUCGUGUAACUGUACUUCUUUUACCAAGCUGGAAGGUUGGAGCUUUUUAAUUCUAGUUUUCGUUACCUGAAUAUCAGACUAUUUUUUUCAUAUGGUGUGCAUAGUAUCUCAUGACUGGAGUUUGCUUCGUUUUAUAGUCUCUGUACUCCUUGUAUUUUUCAAGCACUAUUUUGAAAACAGAUGAUGUAUUUCUCCAUUAAAAAACACAAUAAAAAUAAGCAAGAAAGAAGCAAGCAGAGGGGUUUAAAUCUGACGAUA